Molecule: messenger RNA, 2248 nt
Organism: Chenopodium quinoa (quinoa)
Lineage: Eukaryota; Viridiplantae; Streptophyta; Magnoliopsida; Caryophyllales; Amaranthaceae
Product: serine/threonine-protein phosphatase 7 long form homolog
Exons: 2
Coding region: 743-1543 (266 amino acids)
Source: RefSeq, a predicted model, not a curated record
UCUUACGCGCCUUCCAGUACAUGGGUCUGCGGUGACAGGACACGCGUUAGUCGAUCCCGUCGGUUUGGUUGGUCGGGUACUUGGUGUCCAGCCAGGUCCCGCCGAUAUUAGGGGAUCCGGGUUGAGGACCGGCUGGGUCCGUGAGACUUUCCGUGAGCUACCACCAGGGGCUGAUGACGCCCAGGUUCAGAGAUACGCCCGGGCGUACUUGUUCUUCCUCAUCUCGGGCGUGUUGUUCGGGAAUAAGAGCGGGAGCCAUCUCCAGCUCAUUUACAUGCAGCUGUUGGACCACGACUGGGAUCAUAUCCGAGGCUACAGCUGGGGUAGCGCCUGUCUGGCGACGUUGUAUCGCCAGCUGUGCAGAGCAUCCCACGUAGGUGCUAACGAGAUUGGAGGUCCCCUGAUUGUCCUCCAGGUACCUCACUUAUUUCUGUACCAAAAAAACUAUUUCACCACGCACUUACAUAUUUCAUACUGAAGCUAGUUUUGUGUCUCUGUGUGCCAGUUCUGGGCUUGGGAGCAUAUCCAUGUAGGCAGACCAGGCAGACCUGCGAUACACCGUCGGGGGGAGCAGGACCAGGACGACCAGUACCAGGCGUACGAUGCUCCCCCGCUCCCUACACAGUUUUAGCUUUUUUGUUUUAACAUUGUACUUGUUGCGAACUAACAUAUUCAUAAUAUUACUGUUGAUGUGUAUUUACAGGUGACAUGGGACCCGUAUGUACCUGACUUGGUAGAUGCCAUGCCUCCACAUCUGCUAGACCAUCAGGCGGAGUGGCGUGCUAGGGUCCCCCUGAUCUGUUUCGAGGUUGUGGAGAGUCACCUGCCCGACCGAGUCAUGAGGCAGUUUGGACUACGCCAGACUAUCCCACAGGGGUGUGACACUAGUGUACAGCUUCACGGCAUUGAUCGUCGGGGAAAGGGGGAGACCAGCUGGGCGCUGGAGCAUUGGCGUUUCCUUCAGCUAUGGGAGCAACGGUUGGAGUUCAUCGUUGGAGGUGAUCUAAUGCAGGGGGCUAUGGAUCCCGACGAUCCGUACAUGGUGUGGUACAGGCGUAUCACACGACGCUUCAUCAACCCCAGCUACGCACCACCAUCCACACAUUACCAUCCAGCAUAUGACAUCAUUAGCGGAUAUGCGGCGGAUAUGGUGGCGAUGGUUGAUGCGCUAUCAGUCUCCCUUGAGUGCGGACCCACUAGAGCCCAGGUCGAGCAGGUGCGAGAUAUGGGCGUCGCUACCUUACGGAGAUAUGGUCACGCUCAUCUCGCCCACCGGCGGGACGGUCAUGAUGGCAACUCACAGUUCGAUCUCGGCCAGAGCAGCGGUGGAUGUGAUCCUACGUCACCCAGACACGCAGAGGAUUACAACAUCCACAGUACUGCGCCCUCUGGUACCCAGGAGGACCCCUCGUCCAGUCAGCUGACUCCCCCACCGCCCCGAGACCCAUUCACCACCGUCACUCAUUACAGGCGGCGACGUGUCAGACGGAGGGCCGACACUCAGGAGGCAGGACCUUUACCCCGAAUAAAUGAGUCGGGCUAGUAUUAUCUGUUGUAUUCCCUGUUAUUUUGUGUAAUGAUGUACAUAACACUUAUGAAAUUAAUAUAAUAAAUCUUUUUUGAAUGACUCCGUGUGUGCUUUGAAGUUAAUUUGGUGGUUGGACUGUUGUUGGGCUGUUUCGAGUUUUCUGCAGUGCUUAAAGUUGACGGAACUCCCAGAAUAUGGUGGUGGUACGUGGUGGGGAGUGGCGGAGUUGGUGGUCGACGGUGGUGGGGUAGGGCUGUGGAGCUGGCUGUUGUGGUGGCUGUUGGAGGACUGCAGCAUGCAAGCUGUUUGCUGAAGCUUGUUUUCUGCCUGGAUGCUGGUUGCUGUUUCCAGCAGAAAAGCGCUGUCUGAGACAGCGCUUUAUGUUCAAGCAUAAAGCGCUGUCUGAGACAGCGUUUUAUGUUCAAGCAUAAAGCGCUGUCUGAGACAGCGCUUUAUGUUCAAGCAUAAAGCGCUGUCUGAGACAGAGCUUUAUGUUGAACAUAUAAAAUAGUUGUAGUUGAAUUUUUUUUUAAAAAAAAAACCAGGGGUAAAACGCUGUCCGAGACAGCGUUUUAUGCUGGAAGCUUAGUUUGGUAAAUAGUUUUGCCACGCAACCAUUUUCGUAAAUAGUUUCCGUUUAAAGCUCAAUUUGGUAAAACGUCCAAAAUAUUAUGUCUCUCUCCUCUCAAGGUCCCUACCUAACCCUACUACUACUUUUUU